GCUCUGAGGGAAGGUGAAAGCGAAAGGAGGAAGCUCAGUAGUGCAGCCCGAGAGAGGUCAAGGCUUCGGCCUUCCUCCGUGUUGAUCCCACUCCUCUGAUCCCCUGCCCACCCGGAGAUGCAGAAGACAGCGCCAGAACCCCAAAAGGGCUUCUCCUUCGAAAACUGCGAGAGAAACGCAGCCUUAGAACGCUCCCUCCCGGGGCUCCGUGUCCCUCAUGCACGCAAGACCGGAACCACCAUCGCAGGCCUUGUGUUCCGAGACGGGGUCAUCCUGGGCGCGGAUACGCGGGCCACUAACGAUUCGAUCGUGGCGUACCAGAGCUGCGAGAAGAUCCACUUCAUCGCCCCUAAAAUCUACUGCUGUGGGGCUGGAGUUGCCGCGGACGCAGAGAUGACCACGCGGAUGGCGGCGUCUAACAUGGAGCUACACGCGCUGUCCACAGGCCGCGAGCCCCGCGUGGCCACGGUCACCCGCGCUUUGCGCCAGACGCUCUUCCGGUACCGGGGCUACGUGGGCGCCUCGCUGAUUGUGGGCGGCGUAGACUUCACCGGACCGCAGCUCUACUGCGUGCACCCCCACGGCUCCUACAGCCGUCUGCCCUUCACGGCCCAGGGCUCCGGCCAGGAUGCGGCCCUGGCAGUGCUGGAGGACCGGUUCCAGCCGAACAUGACGGUCCAGCCAGUACCGCUUUGCCCCUGGGACCACAGCUGUCCUGUCGGAGACAGUGAUGCCGCUGACCCUGGAGCUGCUGGAGGAAACUGUGCAGGCCAUGGAUGUGGAGUGAAGUAGGCUGAGGCUUAGAGCUUGGAACAAGGAGGAAUAAACCCAGAAAACACAAAUACCUAGACAGAUGGCUGUGUCCUUCCUGGGUGGAGGGGGACAAGCAGCCAGCAGGGCUCUGUACCUAAGGUAUCCCUGCAGGGGCCACUUCCUCCCAUGGCUUCAGUGCCUAGCCUAAGGGGUGCACUUCACCCAUCACCUUAGGCAUCUACCCCUCCAGAACCCCAGCCCUGGGAAGUAUCACAGGCUCAAAGUGGAAAGCCCCCCUCCUGACUCUCCACACUACAGAGCCUCCCCCUACCACUCCCAUGCCUUGCUCUUGCCCUCUAGUCCACUGAGGGCUGUUGUACAACCCAAAAGGCCCUAUGUAUUGCCCCCACAUAGAGCCUUUACCUGGCUCAUCAGUGGCCAAGGACACAGCCCACAGCUCUCAGUCAGACCGCCCCCAUCCCCACUGAUGGCUAAAAUGCUGGUGGAGGAGCUGCUCCCUGAUUCCAAGGGCAAGUUCUCACUCCUCACCCCUACAAUGCCUUUACCUGUGAAACCCCUCUGAUGACCAGGCAUACCUGAGGUGCUAACAUGAUGCUGAGCUUCUGUUUGCACAUGUUGGGCUGUCACUAAGGGGAUUGACUCCAAGUUUUCUGGGUGCCAGGGAUCACAGGGCUCAUGUGGGGGGAGAUAAUAUGACACAUUUAUCCAGCAGACUUUUGCUGAGCACCCACUGAGUGUCAGCCCAGGUGCAGGUUGCUAGUGGGAGCAUCCUGCCUUGGGAGAGAAUGGCUGAGCUCCCCUGGAGCUUUGGAACUGUUAGAGU
Molecule: messenger RNA, 1597 nt
Organism: Aethalodelphis obliquidens (Pacific white-sided dolphin)
Lineage: Eukaryota; Metazoa; Chordata; Mammalia; Artiodactyla; Delphinidae
Gene: PSMB10
Product: proteasome 20S subunit beta 10
Exons: 7
Coding region: 118-792 (224 amino acids)
Cellular component (GO): cytoplasm; proteasome core complex
Molecular function (GO): threonine-type endopeptidase activity
Source: RefSeq, a predicted model, not a curated record